This is a messenger RNA of Penicillium hordei, 2298 nucleotides long. Its product is annotated as putative sterol glucosyltransferase. Bases 1 to 2298 code for a protein of 765 amino acids. The transcript is spliced from 10 exons. The record is from RefSeq and is a predicted model, not a curated record. NCBI's taxonomy places the organism in Eukaryota, Fungi, Ascomycota, Eurotiomycetes, Eurotiales, Aspergillaceae. Gene Ontology annotation, biological process: carbohydrate metabolic process. Gene Ontology annotation, molecular function: hexosyltransferase activity.
AUGUCGUCGAAACUCGAGUUAAGACAACUGGAAGAGGACAUACUCGAAAUUAAGGAAAUGAGUGAAGAUUUACUCACUGAUGAGCUGCCACCUACGUACAGCUCUCUCUUCUCCGAAGACUUACUACUUUCACCGCCAACCACCACGGAUGAAAGCCGUGAAUCGAUCCUGAUCGCAGAUAUCGGCCGUUUUAGCAUAGACUUAAGCGCGGGAACUCGCACAUCUAUGCUAAUCCAAGAAUUUUCAUUACCUGCGCAACGACCUCAGGUUAUAGAAAUUCGAGCCAACAAUUCUAACCCAACUUCACUUGCCAAAAGCACCGAUGAUGUCAAGGAUGCACUUGGAACUCAUGAAAUCCCACUAGAUAUUAUUCUGAUGCUAGUGGGAAGCAGAGAGGAGACUAAAUCAAUUAUACUGAUCGGACAGGAACUCCACCAACAUGGCCACCGAGUUCGAGUCGCUGCACAUUCAAUCUUCCAGUCAGUCGUUCACAGGGCCGGACUGGAAUUUUUCUCCAUCGGCAGCGACCCAGAGCAUACCAUCGCGACAAAGGACUCAGCCCUCAUGCCUGAUUCCAGUGGUGUUGACAGGCACCAGGUCCUAAAAAACAAAAAGGUCUUACUAAACACACUCAAAGAAUGUUGGAAUGCGUGCACCCAUCCCGGCUCGCACGAAGAUAAACCCUUUGUCGCGGACGCCAUCAUUGCAACGCCUCUUGCGCAUGCUCAUAUCCAUUGUGCGGAGCACUUGUCCAUCCCGCUUCAUAUCAUGUCUAACAGCCCCUGGACACCGACGAGACGAUUCGUACAUCCGCUAGCACAAAUCGAGACGGGAAGUGAGAUUGAUUAUCAGUUGCAGAAUUAUCUGUCCCAUUUACUGGUCGGAGAGUCUGUGUGGCACGAAGUCUACAGCGUCGUCGAUCAUUUUCGCCAAGCAGUUCUAGGUCUAGAACAGCUAUCUUUGUCUAAUGGAGCCGGGAUUUUGAGAGAGUUCAAGAUUCCUCAUACUUAUUUGUGGUCCUCUGGGUUUCUCCCAAAACCGGAGGACUGGGAUGACUCCAUUGAUAUUUCCGGCUACCCCACUAUCAAAAGCCCAUCUCCUUAUAUUCCUUCAAAGGAGCUAGAAGACUUUCUCCAAGCCGCAAUCGAACCUGUCUUUGUUGCACUGGAUAUCACCCAAUUGAACAAACCGAAGUUAUUCGUUCAAUACGUUGUGGAAACUUCUCAAAAACAUGGGGUUUAUCUUCUUCUGCCGAGUGGGUUCCGAGAAGCAAUUGAUAUUUCCGAAGCGCCCAAGAUUUUCCUACUUGAGAAUGACCCAAAUGGCCUCGGUCCAUCUCCACUUCGCGAGCAAGCCCUCAGCAGCGAGACCCUUGUCGAGGCAUUCCAGUAUUGUCUACGACGAGAUGUGAAACAAGUUGCUUCGAGGAUAGGCGAAAGGACCCAUGAGGAGAACGGCACUGCAAACGCCGUCCAAUCGUUCUAUCGCCAUCUACAAUGGGAGAAGGUUCGAUGCAGUGAUAUCAACACGGAGCCUGUGGUAUACCGUAUGCAAUUGAAACCAUCAAUUAGGAGCAAGGUCGAGACUGAUGGGGUGGUAAUUUCGACAAGAGAAGGCGGGUCCCCCGUGGAACCAGAUGAGUAUCCAGUCCACACAAGACGGGAUAAAGCACCCGAGCUCCGCGAAGAAAAAGUUCACACCACCUUCCUUGUGGACGCAAAGGGCGUAUCCAAAAGUCUGAUUAAAGCCAUCAUCAAACCUACCGUAUCGCAUAUCGCAGAUGCGCACAGAAAACGUGAGGCUCAGAAUGAUGUACCCGUGCCGACAGUCCGGAAGGUCGAGAAAUACAAAACCCGAACGGGAACGGCCAUGAAAUUGGUUAAGAAUGUGGGAUUUGGGUCUGCGGUUGCUUGUGGAAAGAUUGCUGUACUGCCAUUCAAGACUGUAUGGUAUAUGAGCGAAACGGCAUCAUACGGAGUGCGGGCACUACAGGGGCUGGAUCGUCAGGAACAUAAAAGUCACGAUCAAGGCGUGGAACAAACUUCCAAUGUGAACGAUUCUCGGUUAUUCGAUGAAGGUAACGUGAUAGACUUGCGAAGCGUGAAAGAUACUAUGUCUGACGAUUUAUAUGUUGUCACAGAGAUCUAUACCACUUCUUUGGGCCGAGACGAUGCUUAUACGCGCGCAAUCACAGCUUCGGGUAUGCGUCGGAGUACAACUCAGACUCGCGAUGGUGAUGGGUUAUCUCUUGGAUCUCGCCGGUCUCAUUCUUCCGCGCCUAGUGCCAGGAUGGAGUAG